Molecule: messenger RNA, 1263 nt
Organism: Rhodotorula graminis WP1
Lineage: Eukaryota; Fungi; Basidiomycota; Microbotryomycetes; Sporidiobolales; Sporidiobolaceae
Exons: 4
Coding region: 1-1188 (395 amino acids)
Cellular component (GO): cytoplasm
Molecular function (GO): flavin adenine dinucleotide binding; electron-transferring-flavoprotein dehydrogenase activity
Source: RefSeq, a predicted model, not a curated record
AUGCCCGCCUCCAGUUCCAGCUCCAGCAGCCGCACGGUCGUCGUCGUCGGCUACGGCCCUGCCGCCGUGCCCGCCGUCCAAACCCUCGCCGCCCAGCUCCCCGCCGACUGGCGCCUGGUCGUCGUCAGCGCAACCACCGCCUACUGGCCCGUGUCGGCUCUGCGGGCGGCCAUCGUGUCCGGUUGGGAGGACAAGCCGGUCGCCUCGGUCGAGCACGCGUUCCCGCACGGCAAGCGCCACGUCCUCGUCACCGGGACCCAGGUCGUCGAGCUGAGGGAGCACAGCGUCCUCGUCGACAAGCCGCACCCUGAGCUCGGCUGCGAGAUCGCGUUCGACUACUGCAUCCUUGCCACUGGGUCCAAGUACGCCUACCCGUGCCGCCCUCGAGUCGGUGCCACCGUCGAGGAGGCCGUCGCCGACUUGCGCCAGACGCAGAGGGACGUCGCCGCCGCCGAGUCGGUCCUCAUCAUCGGCGGCGGGCCCGUCGGCGUCGAGCUCGCGGGCGAGAUCGGCGAGUACUACGGCGGGUCGCACGGCCGCCCCAAGAAGCGCGUCACGCUCGUGCACUCGCACGACCGCUUCAUCCACCAGGACGGCUGGAGCGACAAGUUCAACAAGUCGCUCAAGAGCCAGGUCGAGGCGCUCGGCACCAAGGUCGUCUUCAACGCCAAGGUCUCGGACGGCCCGACCGAGUCGGGCCCGGUCGAGGGCGGCUCGCACACGUUCCACCUCGACAACGGCGAGACCGUCGACGCCGAUUUCGUCUUUGUCGCGUUCGGCAGCUCGCCCAACACCGGCUUCGUCGGCGAGUUUGACCCGGCGACGCUCAAUGACAAGCGCCAGGUCAAGGUGCGCCCGUCGUUCCAGCUCGACAAGUACCCGACGCUGUUCGCCAUCGGCGACAUCACGGCCGUCGACGAGUCCAAGCUGUUCGCGCACGCCAAGAACCACGGAGCCGUUGCCGCCGCCAACAUCAUCGCCCUCAUCCGCGCCGGCAACUCGGCCUCGAGCACGACGCCGCCCAAGUCGUACAAGGCCGGCCCGCAGCUCAUGAUCGUCAGCGUCGGGACCAAGGGCGGCGCAGGACAGCUCUUUGGCUUCACCGUCGGCAACUGGUUCUCGUCUUUCGUCAAGAGCAAGUCGCUCUUUGUCAGCGACUUCAAGAAGAUGUACGCCGCGACGGCGUGACCCGUCUCGCCUCCCACAGUAGACCUCUCCUCCUGCCUCCUCCCCUUGUCGUACUUUCUAUCUCUCUUAGCCUCU